GCAUUGCCUGCCUAGCUACAUUUGACUUGCUUCCAUUCAUUCCAUCCACUCCACUCAAGCAAGAUCUUCUGUACUCGAUCCCUCCCAUACCAGGUAGCUUGGAUAAGAUCAUCGAUGGAGGAUGUGUGGAAGGACAUGUCGCUGUGCUCCACCCCGCUCGCGCUACAGUCCUACCACCUCCACUCCCCAGCCGCCGCUCCCUACCGCGGCGCCGCCCACCCCCAGGACUACCUCGCCGGCGCCGUUCCGCAGCCUCCCCGCACGCCGCCGCCUCACACGGCGCUCACCCUGGAGUUCACCUGCCCCGGGGGGACCGGCGCUGCCAACUCGGCCACCAGCUCCGGCGACGACCCAGCCGGCUGUCACUUUGGCUUCUCCGCGUCCGGAGGCGCCAGCAAGAGAGCCGCUGUGCAGCCAGCGGCGGGCGACGACCGGCGGCAGCGCCGGAUGAUCAAGAACCGGGAGUCGGCGGCGCGGUCGCGAGCGCGGAAACAGGCCUGCACCAACGAGAUGGAGCUGGAGCUGGUGCAGCUGCGCCGGGAGAACAGGAUGCUCAUCCAGCGCGAGCAGGACUUCAUCAACGACCGUUUGGCGAAGGCGGCGCAGGCACCCGUCCCAGACUGCAGCAGCGGGACCACUAGUAGUACCCUCCAGCAGAAGCAGCAGCGGCAGAAGCAGAGGUGCCGCUCCGCCCCUGCGCCAUGAAUCCAUGAUCGCCGGCCGUCGACGGUCGACUGUAGCAGCAGCUUCAUUCCACUUACAAUGGAUUGAUUGUCCAAGCUAUCUAGCUAGCUAGCUACUGUAGAUGACUUAUUCAGCACUGGACUACUCGUUAACAAAGUACUACUACUACUAUGUACUCUAUGUAUGUAUCGAAUCAUAGCCUACUUGCUUGCAAAAGUACGUAAGCAAGGAUGUAGCUCGACGAUGGAUGGAAGGGAAGCUAGUUAACUAGAGUA
Aegilops tauschii subsp. strangulata is the source of this 959-nucleotide messenger RNA. RefSeq lists its product as uncharacterized. Lineage: Eukaryota; Viridiplantae; Streptophyta; Magnoliopsida; Poales; Poaceae. Gene Ontology annotation, cellular component: nucleus. The record is from RefSeq and is a predicted model, not a curated record. Gene Ontology annotation, biological process: positive regulation of DNA-templated transcription. Gene Ontology annotation, molecular function: DNA-binding transcription factor activity.